Messenger RNA from Candidula unifasciata, 1135 nucleotides. NCBI's taxonomy places the organism in Eukaryota, Metazoa, Mollusca, Gastropoda, Stylommatophora, Geomitridae. The record is from the annotation of a GenBank genome assembly.
GUGAGGAAAGAAACAAUCAAGGCCUUCCCGCACUCCAAAAGAGUUGGAGGUUACUUGCUAGGCCAAACACUUGGCGUUGGCAGCUUUGCCAAAGUUAAGGAGGGUCUACAUCUCGUGACUGGAGAGAAGGUGGCCGUAAAAAUCAUCGACAAAAAGCGAGCGAAGACAGACAACUAUGUUCGUAAAAACCUUCGUCGCGAGGGGAAGCUUCUUCAGCUGAUCAGACACGCCAAUGUGGUAUCUUUGCUGGAAGUCAUGGAGACGGAUAACUCCUAUUACCUGGUCACAGAGAUGUGUCGCGGCGGAGACCUAAUGGAGUAUAUCAGUGCCAAAAAGAGGCUGCCAGAGGCGGAGGUGGCAACAUUUAUCAGACAGAUCAUCUCGGCGGUCGACUAUCUUCAUCGUAUGGGCAUCAUCCACAGGGACCUGAAGAUUGAGAACUUACUGCUGGAUGAAAACAAAAACAUUAAGUUAAUAGAUUUUGGACUGAGUAAUUUUAUCAAGGUCGCAGAUUCUCCUGAGGGAACACAAGCACAAGAAUUCUGUGUAACCCAGUGUGGAAGUCCUGCCUACGCAGCUCCUGAGUUGUUGAACCAUGAAAAGUAUGGGCUGCAAGUUGAUCUGUGGAGCAUAGGCGUGAACAUGUACGCCAUGUUAACCGGAGGACUUCCAUUUACAGUGGAGCCAUUCAACAUCAAAGCUCUCUAUGCAAAGAUGAAAGACAGGCAGAUGAACCCUUUGCCAGAUAGUUUAUCAAGGGACUGCAGAGAUUUGCUCUUGAAGUUUCUUACACCUGAUCCAGCAAAAAGAGUGACUAUCGCAGAAGCACUCAAUCAUCCAUGGAUUAUGCAAGACAAUAAGCCGCUCCCAAGGCAUCCAUGCCCCAACAGGAUGAGAGCUGCAGACCUUGAUGCUGAUAUUCUGAGCCACAUGUCAGAUAACCUCAAUUUUCGAAUGGCUGAAGUUAUCAAAUUUGUUACAAGCAACAUUCCUAGCUCAGCUUGUGCAACAUAUCACCUGUACCAUGAGAAACUCCGACGCUUCAAUGCUGACAUGAGAUCACGUGGACUUGUACCACCUGUUGCCACAUCAAGAUUGGUCAAAGACAGCCAAAUUAUUUUUCAUUUGCAGGUUU